Lymnaea stagnalis (great pond snail) is the source of this 8420-nucleotide messenger RNA. NCBI's taxonomy places the organism in Eukaryota, Metazoa, Mollusca, Gastropoda, Lymnaeidae. The record is from the annotation of a GenBank genome assembly.
AUGAAACUUUACAUUAAAGAGUUAUCUUUCAACAUGUCGCCGUGUCGUGAGCUCAUUAAUAAGGUUUUUCCUCACAUUGAUCACGAAAUUUCAGAUUAUGUCAAUGGUAGGCUUAUUUCAGCAUAUAAUUCGAAAAAUAUUAUGAAAACUCUAAAUAUAAAUAUUCCCGCAAAGUACUAUGAACAGUGGGCGGCCAAUAUUUAGGCGUCGGCUAACUUAGAUGCUAGCUUAGUUAGUUAGUGUUAGUUAGAUUUAUCAUUUAUUAUUUAUUUAAUAAAUAAUAUUUAUAAUUAUAUUGUUUAUUUUAAUUAAAGCCACAUUUUAGUAUUAGUAGGAUAUUCGAUAAGUGUCAUUAUUUAGCUGGCAAGAAUCCUGUUUAAUAUUAUAAAUAAUAGGCUAAUAAGUACUUGUAGUAGGCUGCGGCUGUUGACCUAAUAAAUGAUUAAAUGAGUGCCUAAGCCUAAUUUAGGGUGACCAAAUCAUGAACUGGACACACCCAAGGAGGGUUGGGGGGGGGGAUACCCUCCAGCUAUAGAGGGGUCCGGGGGCCUUCGCCAGUAACUGUUUAUUGAAAUAUGCUAAUUUUAACUAUUUUCAGACAUAGAAAUCUUAAUCUUGGUUAAUGCUAGUUCUAGUUGUGGAUGCCACACGACGUCUUUUAGUUAGCGUGUUUAUUUAAGUUGCCAUUUAUUAGGGUUGAGGUUAGGUUUAGGGAUACAUUUAGGGUUCAGGUUAGGUUUAGUUUAGAUUUAGUGACUGAAUUAACUGGUCUUCUCAACCAAGAUGGGGGCCAAUCAUGGCAUCCUCUCUCAACAUUUACCAAAAUCUUUUUAAAUUACCUUCACUUUUGUAAUUUAAUUUAAACGAAAACAAUAAUUUUGCUGUGAAUACUUAUCGAAGUGGUUAUGCGCAGCCGACUGCGUAUAACCCUGAGAGUUAUACACAGUCGGCAAGUCACAUGAGGUCUAUAUUCUUCCUGUGUUACAGUAUCAAUUAAUAAGGGUGCCUUGAUAUCAGGUGACUGUGUGGUCGAAUGGUCUAAACUGACCAAACCUCAAGUUGGUGGUCUUGAGUUCAAUUCCAGCCAACGGCAAGCCAUGAAUACACGUUAGUUGCUAUGCUUUUUCUCGAGAAUGAAGCAACAACUAGGCUUAUUGUUUUACUUUUUUUUUGGCUAAAAAAUGUUAAAACAUGAGAAGAAUUAUUAACUUGACCAAUGUAAUGUUAAUAAUGUUAUACUUAUAAUUAUCAAAUAUAUGUUUGUGUUGUUAACUAAUUUUGUGGCAGAUAAAAUCAUGUUUCACUGGUACAGUAAUAAAAAUAAUCAUGGGUUGAGAGUAGCAGGAAAAAAAUCGCUGUAGGGGCAGGGGUUCUGUAGAGGGGUCAGUGUAAGUAAUACUUUCACACAGUUAUAGUUUUGCAUGGAAGCUGAAUACAGUUACAUUUAGGUCAUCAAAAAAAAAAAAUCAUAAAUGAUAAAAUUUAAAAAAAGAUAAAUAGAAUGUAUUUCCUGAAUUAGUCAGUAAAACUAACCACAUAGUCAUAGCAACAUAUAAAAACCUAAUCAAUCAAAAUGCAUGACUAGACUUAGACCAUGGAAAUGCCUUUAAAAAAAUCUAAGACUUAGGCUUAGACUCUAAGAAAUGUAGACUUAUACUUAUAAUUAUAAUAUAUAAGAUACAAGCAAUAAUACUAAUAAUAGCACUAAUACUAUUGCCAUUGCUAUCAUCAAUUUCAAUAUUAAUUAAAAUUAAUUCAAUUAAAAUUUUACGUUAAACACAUUAGAAGUUCUAGUUCAAAACAAUCCAUCAUGCAGCUAAUUACGCAUAAUACUUUUUUUUUAAAUUACCAAACAAGCGAUAAUAAACCUUAUUUGGCUAAAUUCCCAGCCGACUGCGUAUAACCCUGAGAGUUAUACGCAGUCGGCUGUGAAUAACCCUCAGGGUUAUACGCAGCCGACUGCGUAUAACGCUUCCCAAUACUUAUUCAUUUAUAUACAUUUCACAACAUAAUACAACACAACAAAUUAAAUUUCUCUAGUCUAGGAUUUAAAUUGGGGAUAUUUGGCUGUUGUCCCAGCCAUUGUUAAAACCUCCUUCGUAUCAAAUAUGUGAAAAUGUGUUUGGUUUUAGAAAAGGGACAUUUAGGCGUCCCGAGAGACUUUUUCGGGACACCGAGUACAAUGGUGAAAAAAGGGACAAUCCUGUUUUUACAUGACAUUUGGUCACCCUAGCGUAAUUUCAACUGAACCAUUUAAAUGAGUGAUUAACUUAUUCAUUUUGUCAGUCAGCAAAUGUUAGGCUAAUCAUUAAGCUUGGCCUCUUUACUGUGAAUAGGCCUAUUGUUAGCCUUAUGAUAAUUAGGUCUGCAUGACAUUGACUUCAUUGAGAGCAUUUUAACUUUUAAAAUCUUAAUCUUGAAUGAAUUAGUUUACUGAACUGGAUAUUUUUUCUCCGGACCUAAAAAUAUUUACCUUGACUACUAUAGGCAUGCUUGAAGAUGGGGGUGAUGACUUUACAACAUCAGAUGAUCUCUAUGAUGCUAUUGGAAUUAUGUUGCAACAAGCUGAUGAAUCCAAGACAGAAGAUGAAAUAAAAGCAAUUUGUGACAGACUUUAUUUGUUACUUCACAAGUUUGUAUUGUUAAACAUUACUGUUCUGUAAACAAUAGUGUCAGACACCCUUUAUUUAUACAGAGAAAAUACAUUGUUUGAAUAACACUUAGUCUUCAAUAUGAUAAUAAUGGUAGAUAAUUUUCAUUUUUCUCCUCCUUAAGGUACAGUCAAAGGAACUCAAAAUUUGUCACAAAAAAUAUUCAAUUACACAUAUUUUUAAUUGAUUUUCCUUCAAUACUACAGUGACUACAUUGUAUAUUUUUCUAAAGGUAAUUAGUCAUUAAUUAAUGUCUCCUAUAAUUUUGAAAUAUUUGUCAUUAACCAUUUAGCACUACAAGCAAUGGAACAAGUGGAGCUGUGAAUGGACUCAAUAAAAUAUUAGAGGCUCCUGUACAAAUGUCAGACCUAGCUGAAGAAAUGACAAAUAAUAAUGAUAACAGUAUAUGGCUUGUAAAAAGAGACAAUUCAUCAGUAAGUUGUGAAUUAUUUGAUUUAUUCAAUUUUUUUCAUACAAACUUUAACAUAAGAGCGAAAUAAUAUAUAUAUAAAAUAUAUAUGAAAAUAUCUUGGAAGUAAACAAAAAUAGAUAAGCACUAUAAAAAAAGUUGUCCAUCACUUUGCUAAGAAGACCACAAAUGUUUAGAAACAUGGAAAAGAGCAAGAAAAAUCUGUAUCCAUAAAAUGACAUAGACUUUUUUGUCUCACAUGAUCCCCUGUGCCUAUGCACUUGCAUAGCUGCGGAAGUAGCCUGAAAUAUGGCUGUUACCUGUAAGUCUUCACUCAGAUUUUUCCCAUAUCCUUUGAUUUUUUUUCCCCCAAGUUACUAAUGUGGCAGGAGCAUCUUAGCCCAAAGAUUUGAGGCAGUACUUAUGUGUUUACAGCGGUACAAAAAGUUGUUAGUCAGGAUUUUAAAUUCAGCAUUACAGCCUUCUAAACUUUAUACCAGACAUUUCCCCCUGUCCAGCUUAUAAAUGAAAACAUUCUUUAUCUUAGGGUAUACAUUUCUAAUUUGAAAACCAAAUUAAUUCUUAACAAAGAUUUUUAUGUUCUGUGACAAUGAAGAACAUUAUGUUUCUAUUUAGGUUGUAGACCAGAAGAAACUUGAAAAAGCAGACAAGAAAAUACAGAAAAAGUUAGGCAAACGUGAGCAGACAACAAUAAAGAAGGUAGAAAGGUAACUACAAUGUUAGGUUAUUUUUUACUAUGAAUUUAUGUGGUUAAAAUUAAACAUAUUUCAAUAAGUAAUUUAUUGUAGGCCUUAUUUAUAUUGUCAACAUCUUUUAUGUUUAAUUUCAUGAAAUAAUAAUAAAUAUGGAAAAUGUGAACGAUAAAAGGUGGGAAAUAUGUUCAAAGGAAAUUAGUUUUAAAAGAGACACUAUGAUAUAUUUGCUUAACCCUAUUUAUAUUAACAAAUGAUAAGCAAUCUGUUGGUUAUGUGUGACUUACAUUACAAAUAUAUCUCUUGCAGUGUGCCAGAAAUGGCAAGUGCUAGUCAACAGAUCAACAAACGAGAUGCCAAAAUGGAUGCUGCUGGUACCAACAAGUCCUAUGAUAUCAAGCUUGAGAAUAUUGAUGUAUCUUAUGGGGAUAAGUAAGUACAUGUUUCUAAUCAUUGUGCCUUGGCUUUUCUAAUUUCAGUAAACCCUACCUGCCUCAGCCUGUGGGGUGACCCUUGAACCCAUUAUCAUUAUUAAGCUAUUUUUUUUAUGUUUUAAGCAUUAUUUAAGUAUUAUUUAUUCAUUAUUUUUAUUAAUUUUGCUAAUUUUAUCAAGUUAGAUGCAUCUAUCACUAUAAUUUCUACAAAAUAUGAUAGCUGAUCUACUUUUUGCUUCAAUUUAAUAAUUCUAAAAUUAUAAACAAUAAUUAAUACCAGUACUAAAUAAAUUGUCAUUUUUAAUAGCUUGAGAAGUGGAUUUUUAAUUUUGUUUUGAUAAUAUUAUUUCUUCAAAAGCUUAUUUUUCUUUAUUGGUGACUGAUCUUCAUUUGUCAAACACAGCUGAAAAAUUGUAAAACAAAAUACUUUUAGGGUGCUUCUGACUGGAGCUGACCUACAUCUAGUAUUUGGGCGGCGUUAUGGUUUCACAGGACGUAAUGGCUUAGGGAAAACAACACUUUUGAAAAUGCUUUCCAGGUACAUUUAUUUAAUGUAGUAUGACUUAUUUUGUCAACUGAAAUAUUGCUAAAUCAACAGCUUUUUAUUCAUUUAUUGAGAGUAGUUUAAAAUUCUGAAUGAAAAAGUAAACUUAAGAUGUGAGAUAUAGGGUGGGGGGGGGGGCAUGGCUAUAGUCUUUUAUAAGAUACUGAAGCCAACCUUAUUUUUUAAAUCAUUAGUGGGCAUUUGAGAAUUAUAACAUUUCAUUUAUUGAGAAUAGUUUAAAAUUCUGAAUGAAAAAGUAAACUUAAGAUGUGAGAUAUAGGGUGGGGGUGGGGGGGCAUGGCUAUAGUCUUUUAUAAGAUACUGAAGCCAACCUUAUUUUUUAAAUCAUUAGUGGGCAUUUGAGAAUUAUAACACUCUCUAACUUUGAUUUUGGAAAGUAAAUGGCAAUGGGAGCACGUAAAGUGUAAGAAACUCCUAUCUCCAGAAAGAUAACUCUCCCAUGUCAGCAAAAUUAUUUAGGAUGCACAAUGAAAUGGAGCUAAAGAGUCAAUUUUCUUUUUCUUUUUUUUUUUUUUAAGACUGGGCUUAAGCGAGAAAAGGAAAUCUUAAAACAGACUUAAUCCUAUGAAUGUUUCAUAAAUAUUUAUAAUUUAUGUUACAUGACCAUGAUUAAAAUGUGUAACAUGAAGAAGAAAUAUAAAGCACAUAUCACAUUGCAAAGUUGUUAACAAAUUUAUUGUGUCUUCAAGUCAUGCUCUAAAUUUUUGUAAUUUGAUAAAGGAUACAUUUAUUGAAUUGUGCAAAAUGAAAAUAUGAUGUUUGAUAAAAAUGCUAUUUUUCACAGUGGAUCACUGAAGAUUCCGUCCCACAUCACAGUGUUGCAUGUGGAGCAGGAAGUGGCAGGAGAUGAAACACCAGCUCUCGAAAGUGUUCUGGAAUGUGAUGAGAAGAGGGAGGGCUUGCUUAAGGAAGAGAGAAUGUUAACAGCUCAGCUUCACUCAUCAAGGUUGGUGGGCUUUACUUCUAAUCUGAUCAGAUGGAGGACACACUUACAUUGAGCUUUUACGAUAUGUUAACUUUUAAAUGGAGCUUUUAUGAUGUGUUAAUUUUUACAUUUAUCUCAAUGAUAUGUUAACUUUUACAUGCAGCUUUUAUUAUAUGUUAACUUUUAUAUGCUGCUUAAUGACAUGUAAACUUUUAUAUGCAGCUUUUAUAACACUUGUAACAGACCUGCCAACCCUUCCGAUUUUGACGGAAUUAUACAGCUUUUUUACCCCUCAUUUCAACCUUCCGAAAAACACCUUAAAAUUCCGAUUUUCCUAACAUUAUAAUUUUUCACCGUCAUAAUAAUCCCAAAGAGACCCCCAAAAAAAAAUUUUUUUUUAAAAUCGGGGAAGGACAGGAAGGGUUGCAUUUCGAUGAUGCCACUUCCUUUGUUUUUACAAAGUAUCUACAUGUCCGGCGACCGGACGAAUAAGUUCUCAGUCUUGUCACGUGAACGCUAAUAGUUGAUCAGAGUUUACAGUACUUUAUUUCAACAAAUUCAAGAUAGUCUGGACAUUUGCAUGAAAAAGAAAUACUAGAACCAUUGCUGGUAUAUAUAAGGGGUCGUUCGUAAAUUACGUCACGCUGAAAAUGACCUUUUUGGGGACACACGUGCACACACACACAUAUAUAUAUAUAUAUCCUCAUCCUCCCCCCCCCCCAAACCUUUUCAUGUCACAUCACACCUAAAAAAAAUUCAAACGUUCAUAAAAUUUUCAUAACUAAACUAAGAUUUGAUUUUAUUCUUUAAAAUUUUGCCAUAAUGGAUUAAGAUGUAGUAUUAUUAGAAAACUGAGUUUCAUAAUACCUAUAAUACCUGAGGCAAUUUCGACCUCAAAUUAAUAUUUGUAAAAUUAAUUAAAUAAAGAUAUUUUUCAAAAUUAGAAAAUUUUAGAUAAUUUGCGAACGAUCCCUAAUAAAGAUAUGGUUAAAAUGUGACAAUGUUAAAUUAAUCGUGACAUGUCCACUGGAUGAAUAUCUCCCACACUAUUUUCCGGUCACGGAACUGUAGAUACUGACUAGCACACAUAUUCUGGUGAAGGUCUGAGAUUACCCUCUUAUGACUCGGCUAGUAAAUUGGCUACCAGCUCCAUUUGCUGAGCUUAGCCAAACAUUUUCCUCACAAAGGGUUCUCCAACCGCCCUGGUUUCCCCCAGGACAUCUAGUGAGGAACAUUCGAUUAACAUGUGCACACAUGUUCAAAACACGUUCUCGAAACCGAAAUCAUUAGUCAAUCAUCAAUUGAUCCGAUCACGAUUCAUUCUUUUACUGGGCUAAUCAAUAAUUAAUUUGUGUUGCGACUUUUUUGUUUGUUAAAGCUUUUCUUAAUUAAAUGGAUAAAUCGACAGUAGUUUGUACAAUGAUAUUAAUAAACAUGUUUUAACACACACACAAAAAAACCCAUACAUUUACAGCAAAGCAGGUGAAUAAUCUACGAUAUCCAUGUCUAAUUUCUUUGCUAAGGAAUGGGACGAUUAUAAUCAGAUCAGAAGUUUUUUUACCACCUUUCUAUUGAAGGAAAUAUUUCUCCAACCAACUCUGAUUGUUUUAAUGCCAGAGUCAAAGAAAUGUUUCCAGACUCGCAGAUUGCUAGAAGAUUGUGAAGAAAAAUUACGAUGAAACAAGGGCAAGCAUGAAAGUUGAUACUCUUUCUAACUUGCUUGUAACUAAAAUAAAUUGCAAUUCACUUUUCCAAAGUUGGGCAAGUGCAAAAAGGCCACUAGCGAUAUGCUGGAAAACUCAAUUUAAAACUGAACUCUUAGCAGCCUGUGUACAUAUGUAAAUAAAAUGGAUAUUCUGUUCUGUAUAUAUCUGUAUACAAAUUACAAACAUUUCCAGUUAUGUUUUCUCAUGUUCUGUGGACUCUUCAAAGACAAUGGAGGUAGCUUUAUAUUUCUUUAUUUACUAAAAAAAGGCUUGUGCAUUAGUAUGUAGAUCUAAACCAACGCCCCCUCCCUUCAAGUGCCGCAACGCUCCUCCCUCCAAGUGCCAUAACACCAACCCCCCACCCACCACCGGCACUACAGUUUUUUUCUUUCUUGGCAGGUCUGCUUGUAAGCAAAGAAAGUUAAAAGUGUUUCAUCAGCAUCAUUUUUAUUUAUUUCUCUCCAGUCCUGGCCAAGACAAAGACAAUGCUACAUCAUCAAGAUUACAAGAAGUGUACAAAGAGUUGAUGGCCAUAGAAUCAGACAAAGCUCCAGCCAAGGCAGCCAUGAUACUUAAUGGCUUGGGAUUCUCAAGCAGUGACCAACAGAGACACACAAAGUAAACUGAUGUUUAUCUUAAGCAGCUGUAUUGAUUGCCGAGUGACUAUUUAUCACCCUCAUUCCAAUUGUAACAUGAAAACGGCCAAUGGAGCAUAUGUUCACUUUUCUAAAUUUAUAACUAGGUUGUUCAGAUACCAUCAUAUUAAAUUAUAUAUUUGUAAGCGCUUGAUUUCAAGAAGUAAAUGCCAAGCCAACACAUGCAAUUAUUGAAUUUGUUUGAUGGAUUCAUGAAUAACACCAUCCUCACCAUUUAUGUAAUUUAGAGAAAAGUCUGCUCUUGUCAGCUUCAGGUGUUUGAUUUACUGCGCUACAAUUCUUUCAUGUUUUUCACUACAGAGAAUUUUCUGGUGGCUGGAGGAUGAGAUUAGCCUUAGCCCGGGCAUUGUUUACAAAGUGA